AUGUCGACCGCCGAGCUCGCUUCUUCCUACGCGGCCCUCAUCCUCGCCGAUGAUGGUGUCGAGAUCACUGCCGACAAGCUCCAGACCCUGAUCAAGGCUGCCAAGAUCGACGAGGUUGAGCCCAUCUGGACCUCUCUGUUCGCCAAGGCUCUUGAGGGCAAGGACGUCAAGGACCUGCUCUCCAACGUCGGCUCUGGUGGUGGUGCUGCCGCCCCCGCUGCUGGCGGUGCCGCUGCCGGCGGUGCCACCGAGGCCGCUGCCGAGGAGGCUCCCAAGGAGGAGGAGAAGGAGGAGUCCGACGAGGACAUGGGCUUCGGUCUCUUCGACUAA
Colletotrichum karsti is the source of this 330-nucleotide messenger RNA. Its product is annotated as 60s acidic ribosomal protein. Gene Ontology annotation, molecular function: ribonucleoprotein complex binding; protein kinase activator activity; structural constituent of ribosome. The record is from RefSeq and is a predicted model, not a curated record. Gene Ontology annotation, cellular component: ribosome; cytosolic large ribosomal subunit. Gene Ontology annotation, biological process: translational elongation; cytoplasmic translation. NCBI's taxonomy places the organism in Eukaryota, Fungi, Ascomycota, Sordariomycetes, Glomerellales, Glomerellaceae. The coding region runs from base 1 to 330 and encodes 109 amino acids. The transcript has 4 exons.